Fonsecaea multimorphosa CBS 102226 is the source of this 1800-nucleotide messenger RNA. RefSeq lists its product as uncharacterized. The coding region runs from base 1 to 1800 and encodes 599 amino acids. Lineage: Eukaryota; Fungi; Ascomycota; Eurotiomycetes; Chaetothyriales; Herpotrichiellaceae. Gene Ontology annotation, molecular function: calcium ion binding; mannosyl-oligosaccharide 1,2-alpha-mannosidase activity. Gene Ontology annotation, cellular component: endoplasmic reticulum; Golgi membrane. The record is from RefSeq and is a predicted model, not a curated record. Gene Ontology annotation, biological process: carbohydrate metabolic process; N-glycan processing. The transcript has a single exon.
AUGGCGGUCCGCAGAAAAAGGCUGAUGCUCGUGGUGGCUUUUGCAUGCGCUCUGUUCUUCCUCUUCUUUCAUCUCUAUGGAUCGACCUUAGAGGUUCUUCCCACUGUAUCACCUUUUGAGUAUGGAUUGGGUCAUGGUGAUCCUGCAAGGGCUGGCAACUUGAAGCCCGUGAAGGGCCAUCUGAUCAAUCCCAUCACCAGCUUUAUUCCUCUUCCCACCGCAUUUCAAGUUCUGCCCAAGAUCCAACAUGACUUUAAGCCCGAGAGUGAGGCUGCUAGAGAAUCUCGACUGGCCCGCCUGGAGGCGAUCAAAGAGGCCAUGAUGCACUCGUGGAGUGGAUAUCGAGAGAGGGCAUUUUUGCAUGACGAAUUGGCCCCAGUGACCGGAGGUUAUAGGAGGACCUUUGGUGAUUGGUCUUUGACGCUGGUGGACGCACUGGACACGCUCUGGCUGAUGGGCUUCAAGGAUGAGUUUGAGGCCGCGGUUCAGGCCGCCGCCAGCAUCGACUUCAACACUGCUACGCAAUUACCCAUCAAUGUCUUUGAAACCACAAUCCGGCACCUUGGAGGUCUUCUCGGGGCGUACGAUGUGAGCAGUCGAAAAUAUCCUAAAUUGCUCGAGAAGGCCAUAGAACUCGGUGAAAUGCUGUACGGCGCCUUCGACACGCCGAACCACAUGCCAGUCACAAAGUGGUCAAAGAUUGGUGUAGAAGGCGCAUCAGGCCAUACGCUCGUUGCUGAACUUGGGACGCUGAGUCUGGAAUUUACCAGGCUCACGCAGCUGACCGGAGACCCGAAGUACUAUGAUGCGGUGCAGCGCAUCUCCGACUGCCUCGAGAGCCAGCAGAACCAGACAAGGGCACCAGGGCUUUUCCCGCACAUUGUCAAUGCGAGAGAAUGCUGGUUCGGGGACGGUGUGACCUUUUCUAUUGGCGGGUCUGCUGACUCUGUCUACGAAUACUUCCCCAAGGAAUAUCAGCUGCUCGGAGGCGCCAGCGAGCAGUACAGGAAGCUCUAUGAAAUCGCCAAGGAUCCCAUCAAGGAGUUGAUCCUCUUCAGACCCAUGACCCCUACCAACGAAGACAUACUCAUGGCAGGCACUCGAAAGUCCUUCAGGCCGGGUCAUACCGAACUCAUACCACAGACCCAACAUCUCGCCUGCUUCGCUGGAGGCAUGUUCGCAUUGGCAGCGAAGCUUUUUGAUUCUCCCGAAGACCUGGAGACGGCGGAGAAAUUGGUCCGCGGCUGCAUCUGGGCAUACGAGCAGACCGCAACAGCAAUCAUGCCGGAGAUAAUCCACCUCAUCUCGUGCCCUGCCGACGACGGUCAAUGUAAAUGGGAUGACAAGGCCUGGUUCAAACACAUGCUCCUCCUCAACUCCCACGACGAAACGCCUCAGGACAAACUGCUGCCCGAAGACGAACGCCUCCGCAAGAAGUCCCAGCGGCUGCGAUUGCCGAAAGGCAUCUCGGCCAUCGCCAACCGCGCCUACGAACUGCGGCCCGAGGCAAUCGAGUCGAUCUUUGUCCUCUAUCGGAUCACCGGUGACGAGUCCCUGCGUGAAAGCGCGUGGGCAAUGUUCGAGGCCAUCACCAAGCACACGCGCACAGAGUAUGGGUAUUCGUGCAUUGAGGACGUGACGCAGACCGAUCCGAGGAAGACGGACAAAAUGGAAAGCUUCUGGAUGGCAGAGACGCUGAAGUACUUUUGGCUGCUGUUUGAAGAUCCCAGCGUUGUGAGUCUCGACGACUUCGUCCUGAACACAGAGGCGCACCCGUUCCGAUUGCCGAAGAGGAGAUGA